ACAUUUUAUUAAGCAUUUGUUAAAGUUUAAAGGUGAAACUUAGUCUUUUAAAUUGUGUGUAAACGACUGGUGAAUUUUAAAUAAAAUCAUUAAGAUUUAUAAAAUAUUUUAUUAUCAAUAAGAAACAAAACCAGCUUUUAUCAUAAACCAGCCACAAAACUGUCUGCGUUCCCAUCCUUCCCAGCAUGCCCUUCCAUCCUCCAUCCCUCUCCGUUCUCAUCCUCCUAGUUGCCGUGGCAGCUGUGAUGUCUGUCUCCAUGACAACAACGCUCCAAAGCUUCCGGGGCUGCGCAGUGCGUGAUUUCUCCUUUGUGGCUUUUAAGCCCGGCUGCAGGGGGCUGCACAUCACCACAGAAGCCUGCUGGGGGCGCUGUCACACCUGGGAGAGACCCAUACUUGAGCCCCCGUUCAUCCACCGACACCACCGCGUGUGCACCUACAGUCGUAUCCGACACAUGACGGCCCGCCUGCCGGGCUGCCAGCCCAACGUCUCAGCUCUGUACCACUACCCCAUGGCGCUGCACUGCCACUGCUCCAUCUGCUCCACACAGGACACGGAGUGUGAGACGUUCUGACGGACCCAACCUGGUGGAUCUCUUUUGGCUUCAUACUCACUCCUUCCCGUUCCGACCCAGCCCACCUUUUUUUAUCCGCUCAUCACUCGUCUCUUGUGUUUUCUACAGUUAGUUGUCUUAUCCUUACUUUUUUCU
Molecule: messenger RNA, 710 nt
Organism: Nothobranchius furzeri (turquoise killifish)
Lineage: Eukaryota; Metazoa; Chordata; Actinopteri; Cyprinodontiformes; Nothobranchiidae
Product: glycoprotein hormone beta-5
Biological process (GO): regulation of thyroid hormone receptor signaling pathway; G protein-coupled receptor signaling pathway
Cellular component (GO): cytoplasm; extracellular region
Molecular function (GO): hormone activity
Source: RefSeq, a predicted model, not a curated record